AUGGAGGAAAGCGAGGAGGAGCAGGAAGAUACAGCACCGGGAAGAUCGACGGAAACAGAGGAACCACCAAAGCAAGAACCAAGUGUAAGGAGAUCAACAAGAAUGAAAAGACCGGUAAUACGAUAUCAGUACCAGACUUGAUGUUAUAAACAGUAAAACGAUAUAAACGUUUAAAUUAUAGAAACAUCAGACAACGUUGAUUUACAUAAGUACGAAAAUAAGGCAAGGACAUUUUAUUAAGUGGUUGAUAUUCAGUUAUAAAAAAUAGAGGGAGAGUAAUGUAGUAUUUGUAGGAUGAGAUAAGUUAAUAAUUAACUUCUAAGCAUGUAACAAACGUUGAUUGACAUUUGUAAUAAAUCAUCAUUCAGUCUAUUCUAUAGUUGUCUUCAUUAGAAAGUUCCGGAUUGAUAGGGAUGAACUGCCUGAAAAAUACGAGGAGAACGUCGACGUUUCGCUUCUAUUUUCAGGUAGUUGUAUUCUUAUCAAUCCGAAGCUUUUUUGUGGAAAUCAUCUGUGGUUGGCAACUUGUUUUUAUUUCUAAUUCAGAAGUUAAUUCAUUUCUAAUUCAGAAGUUAAUGUCGAUCAUUAAAACACUGCAAACGAAAGUGACGGAGGAGGCGAUGGAUACAGCUACGUUGGAACUUAGAAUUAGAGAAGAAGUUACGCAGGAAAUGAAUGAACAGAUAUAUGAAUUACAAAAUAUAUACAGGUUUGUUUGCUUCUCUUCCUUGUACAAGCUGUAAGUCCCGAACAAAAUCCUCAUUGACCUUAUUAGCUUAUACGGGCUUUAAAACGGUUGGCAAGUUGAGGUCAACUUUGCAAAAAAGUUGCCGAUUGUCGUGUGACAAUUAAAACUAAACAUACAAUUUCGUUUUUCAUUCCAACUUGACUUCGUCCCGGGCACAGGUAAACGAGACAAAUUCAAACUAAUAUUGUUUAUAUACGUAUACUGUAUAAUGGUAGCUCCGUAGCUUUAUCAGUUUUGAAACUGUUCCCCUUAUAGAGUUGUUACCAGUAAUUAAUGGAAAUAUUCGCAACAAGACAGUUGCAUAGUGUAGAAAUGGAAGCCGACCUGCAAAUAACUAUUUUACUUGGAAGGACAAAUGUCUGGCCAAGCCAAAAUUUGGUCGGACACUCGGACAUUUAUCAAUUUUUCCCGGACAACAUGCAAUGGACACUUUUUCGUAUUUUGUUUUGAAAAUUAGCACAAACUGCAAUGCAUUUAAAACUUGGUAGAGAAGUGUAAAAUAGUGGAGAAGUGCUGUCUAUAUAUUGCUUUCUUGUUGUCCUUAACAAAAAAUGUGUUAAAUAAGCAAUUUUUUGAGAUUGGAGAUUUGACUAGCCAAAUCGACCGGUCACAUGUCCGACCAUAAAAAGUUUUGAUCGGACAAAAGGUAAAAUUUGGCCGGGCAAUGUCCGAUGACCAACACUAAUUUGCAGGCCUGUUGUCUCGGAAGUGAAUGGUACAUACUUGCCAUGCAAUCACAGCCACGCAGUCAUUCCCUGGUUGCAUUGUAAACAUGAUGUUGCUUUUUAGCAAUCGUCUGGCGGCAGUACAGAACUUUAACGAGGAAGUUUUAGGAAAAAGGGUCGAAAUUUUGCAAAAAUCUAUGCAAAAAUCUCGGCGACGAAAACGUAUCAUAGAGAUCAUUGAAGAUAGUGACGAUGAAUACAUUUCUAGCAAUCUUUAUCAUCGGGAACAGAUGAAAGUGGAGGUAAAGAUAAAUGUAUCGUAGUUCCAGGGGGGAGAAGCCGAGGGGGUGGUGUGAAAAUGUUUUUGUUAUAAAUGGGGGGUACUGAAAACGGGUGGGUUGGUUUAAGGACGGGGAACGGUUAAAAAGAGAAGGGGGUAAGAACUUGAAAACGUUUUAGAACUUAAUGAGCUAUCCAGUAUAAAGUUAGUUUGACUGCAAUUAAUACUGUCAACUUUUUUAAACAAAUGUAGGAGCAAGCUGAAAUUAUAGAGUGUAUGAAGGAGACGAUUGAAAAACAGAAUGAUAUCAUCAGUGGAUUACGUGAAGUAAGUUGUAAGUUGAUGGUUUUAGGAGAAUAUCUUUUAAACUUGGGUUUCCAUGUCUGUCACACCUUGUUUGAAUCUCUUUCAAUAUCCAUGCUUUGUUGAAAAUGUGGGUAUAUACGUAAACAAGACUCUAGCUUUCUUCUUUUGUUUAGGAAGUUGCUACAGGCGAUUUUGUUCCUUGUACAAGGUUGGACUUUGUUUGUGUUCAGAUUGUUACAAGCAUAAAUAUAUCAUCCUUGCUGUGUUAUUCACAUUUUUCUUAACUUGUAUUUCUACAUAUUUCAGGGAGGCGUCAGUGGAUGAUUUGACUGAGCCACCAUCUCAAGUGAGUAUACACUUGAUUAUAUAUACACACACGUAAGAAUCUUGUAAGCUGAUGGUUUUAGGAGAAUAUCUUUUAAACUUGGGUUUCCAUGUCUGUCACACCUUGUUUGAAUCUCUUUCAAUAUCCAUGCUUUGUUGAAAAUGUGGGUAUAUACGUAAACAAGACUCUAGCUUUCUUCUUUUGUUUAGGAAGUUGCUACAGGCGAUUUUGUUCCUUGUACAAGGUUGGGUUUUGUUUGUGUUCAGAUUGUACAAACGUGAAUACAUCAUCCUUGCUUUGUUAUUCACAUUUUUCUUAACUUGUAUUUAUACAUAUUUCAGGGAGGCGCCAGUGGAUGAUUUGACUGAGCCACCAUCUCAAGUGAGUAUACACUUGAUUAUAUAUACACACACGUAAGAAUCUUGUAAGCUGAUGGUUUUAGGAGAAUAUCUUUUAAACUUGGGUUUCCAUGUCUGUCACAUCUUGUUUGAAUCUCUUUCAAUAUCCAUGCUUUGUUGAAAAUGUGGGUAUAUACGUAAACAAGACUCUAGCUUUCUUCUUUUGUUUAGGAAGUUGCUACAGGCGAUUUUGUUCCUUGUACAAGGUUGGACUUUGUUUGUGUUCAGAUUGUUACAAACGUGAAUACAUCAUCCUUGCUUUGUUAUUCACAUUUUUCUUAACUUGUAUUUCUACAUAUUUCAGGGAGGCGCCAGUGGUGGUUAAUACCCCACCAUCUCAA
Paramuricea clavata is the source of this 3063-nucleotide messenger RNA. The record is from the annotation of a GenBank genome assembly. Lineage: Eukaryota; Metazoa; Cnidaria; Anthozoa; Malacalcyonacea; Plexauridae.